AUGGCUUCUGGGCCGGGCGGGAGCUGGGGUAGCGCCGCACCGCGGAGUGCAGACCCUACGCCCUGGGUGACCAUCCUGCAGUCCCUUCCGUCGGCCGUCCCACCCCCGCCCCCGCAGCCGGGCCGCGUGAAGGAAGACUUGCUGGAGCUGAUGAUGCUGCAGAACGCGCAGAUGCACCAGCUGCUGCUGAGCCGCCUGGCGGCGGGGGCGGCGGGGGCGCUGAGCCCCAGGUCAGACUCGCCCAGCGCGCAGGUCUACCUAGAGGACCAACUGGAAGAACUGCAGGAGGAGAUGGACACUCAGGAGGAAGAGCCUUUGGUGUUCCACCACCACUACCUGCCCUGUUCACCACCACUACCUGCCCUGGGAUCCCUGCCACUCUGGCCAGCCCCUUUCCUCCCCCCGCCCCCACAUCAGCCCCUCUUGCAGGAUGCACCUACGAUUCAGCACUGGCCUCCUGCCUCCAGGAAAAGGGGGACGAGAGCUGUGCCACCGCCCCCACCCCCCAGUGCCACAGGGACUGUGGGUGCAGAUGUACCUCCUGCUUCAGACUACUAUGAUGCUGAGAGUAUGCUGUGAAGAUGGGUGCUCGUGGGGACCAUGCCUGCUUCAGUGCAAG
This is a messenger RNA of Urocitellus parryii (Arctic ground squirrel), 619 nucleotides long. RefSeq names its product proline rich 29 (gene Prr29). The record is from RefSeq and is a predicted model, not a curated record. Lineage: Eukaryota; Metazoa; Chordata; Mammalia; Rodentia; Sciuridae.